Molecule: messenger RNA, 3318 nt
Organism: Struthio camelus australis
Lineage: Eukaryota; Metazoa; Chordata; Aves; Struthioniformes; Struthionidae
Source: RefSeq, a predicted model, not a curated record
CCUUCCCGCUCAGCCUCCGAAAUUUGGGGUGGCUCAGGUGCGUAGUGUUCUUACACGGUUACGUGUUACUUCGGUGGGAAGUCUUUUCUUAAACCCCGCUUGAUACCUGUUUGUAUAGGCGUAGUGUCUAGCAGGCCCCAUCACGGGAUCAUGAUUCUCCUGUCGUCAACGCAACGCCAUAAUAAAAAGGUAGAUUGUUCUCCAAAGAGCUUUAGAAAAUACAGCAACGUUUAAGUUUGUUAACAACGUUAGAAGUAAAUUACUGGCCUCUGCAGGAAAUCUGUUGGUGUACGUUCAGCAAAUAACAUGCCGCGAAUUGUUUGUGGAUCUGUUAGCGUGUAAUCAGGUUUGUGUCUGUCUAGUAGAUAUGCCUAGCUACCAGAGUCUUAAGUUUCCUCAUAAAUUAUGAGCUGGUAUUUUUCACAAGAUCAGGUGAUCUAAGCCACAGUUCCUGAUGUGAUUUUCAACAUGAAUAAUUACAUAAACACACGCCUCAGAAUAUUAAUUUGGCUAUGUUUGCUUCCCCCAAGUACUUAGCCGAACAUCAGUAGUGAUGGGUGCAGGCACUGUAGAUUUUUAGAAACUACUGGAGGUGCAUCCUGAAUUCAGCGAUCACAGGUAUGUGUCAGAAAACAGAUUUUUUUUAAAUAAAGUUACCUAUAUCAGAUGCAGGUCCUUCCUGCCUUUUUCGCUAGUCCCAGGAAAAAGUCUGAUUUAUUUCUACUUUUCUCCUUUGAAGUCAGAUGCAGAGUAAAUUCUUCAGAGUUCUUCUGCCUGGCUUCAAGUUCAAGUGCUGCUUGCUAGAACUACUUCGCCUUUUUCAAAAACAGGAUGUUAGGGCAAGGAGAAGCCUAGUGGAAACUGAAAGAAACGUUAAGCAAAGCUACAAAGCACAGCUGCCUAGUCUGCUUUCGCUUUAGGAACGUAUGUCCGUGUAAAAUGCUCCUGAGGCACCAUGUCUGUACUGGUAUUUCAAGCAGUGCUCGUUCGUGGUCACUGAAACCCAGUCAUCUACAGUGUUAAUCUGUUACUGCGAUCCCUGGCAGGAUCUUGGCCUGGGCCAAUUACCAUUGGCACAGGUCAGGAUUUAGCACGUGCCAGGGACCUUCCUGUCCCCGCGGGUGGUUCAGAUGCAGCCACCCUUUUGGAAGGACAGGAGAAUUUAACAUCAUAGGUGUAACCAGGCUGUCAGUUGGCCUCAGGGCCAGGGAAAGGGCGGUGACACUUUGGUUGAGUAGCAUAGAUGUAGCUUUAGGGUCCUAAGUGACUGCUGUUCUUUUGAAAGAAGGUGUACACAUUGGUUCAAAUCUGAUUUCAUUUAACCAAAUGUUUCCGUUGAAUUUUGGAUAACCUCAAAGUCCAUCCAAAGAUAACAUUUACUCUUUAAAGGAAGAAAUUAGACUUUAUUCUUUUCUCAUUCUUUCCUUCUCUAUUGCCACUCUAUCAGUGCCAUAUAACAGGCAGAGUUAUUGCCAAUUAGUGCUAUCACAGUGAGAUUAGAAUUAAGUUUAUGUUUUACAGUUGCAGGCGUAUCUGAGGUUUCACUUCCCUAGCAACUAGAUAGCGUCAUCUCCUUUCUCUGCCUGACAGUACAGCGCGCACAGUUUCAUUUGCUUUCUGCACAGGACUCUUGCACAGAAGACACCUUUCUUCAAACGAUGUCUGAGGCAGCAAAAAAGCACCUGAUUGCCCUGAACAUGGCAAAGGAGUCCAGAUGUUUGGUAGAAGGGCAAAAUGACUCAACUUGGCUCAGACCUCAGAGGAGACAUUUCCCGCAAAGCAAUCGGAGUUCAUUAGAGAACCUUAGGGAAAAAGAGCCCCAGCCUGACAGUGGAAGGAGUUCCUGGACGGAAGUUACCUGCCUUUACCAUAAGGAAAGGAGACAUUUUCCAGAAAGAAGUAAGUUUAUUUACAACAGAUCAACGUGAGUUCAAAUUCAGCUCUGCCACAACUGUAAGGAUCUUGGUGAAGUAAAACCAGGUUGAAUUUCAUGAGGUAAAGGCAAUACAAUUCCAUGUUCAGGGAUAUUUAUCUCCAGAAAUAGCUUCCUAAACAGAAUCACACAAUCACAGAACAGCUGAGGCCAGAAGGGACCUCUGGAGAUCAUCUAGUCCAACCCCCCCUGCUCAAGCAGGGUCGCCUAGAGCCCAUUACUCAGGAUUGUGUCCGGAUGGCUUUUGAAUAUCUCCAGGGAAGGAGAUUCCCUAACCUUUCUUGGCAACCUGUUCCAGUGCUCAGUCACCCUCACAGUAAACAAGUUUACAGAAAGGAAAAGGCAAAACAAAUUGCCUCAAGCGUCAAGGCAAAGUCUUGAUACUUGUCUCCUGACUUUUUACGCAGCUGUAUUUCACAGGUUUCACAGCCAUUGCUUCUGAUGUGCAUCCGUCUGCAUGAGAAGCAGGGCCAAGGACAUUGUUGCGCAGCAAGAGAAAGUUAUCCUGUGAGAAACCUCCAAUGCAGGAGUUCACUUAAAGUGCAUGUCCUUGGAUUUCUACGUUUCAUGGGCAAUUAAUUAAGCUAAAAACAGAACACUGAUGUCAAGCCUUAUAACAUAAGUUUGGCUUAAAACUGCUGGCAUCUGUUUAUAAUCUACCCUGUAAGCCAGAAUUUUGGUUCCCCCUGAAGAUUCCUGUUAGAGACAGAAAUCGCUCAUGUAGAUGCAAACAUUAACAAAAUUCUGUUUUCCUGAAAGCGGUGAAAAAGGUAAAAUAUGUCUCAUUUGUCAGGCAGUCACUGGGAAGCAGCUGAUAUUAAUUUACUCCCCAGUAAUUAUUUUCUUGUGCCUAAAACUAUAGCUAUCAGGCAGAAGUUUUCACUGAAAUGUUCAGGCCGAGGAAAAUUAUAAAGCAAUUAGAAACACAGUCUCCUUAUUUCAAGUGGUGUCAUUGUUCCUCCUGCAAAAUAUUCGAUUGAAAGAGCAACUUAUUUUCAUUACUAUUUUCAAAUUUUAAUUUUAUCUUGCAGAUAAUGCCAUCUUUGGAUGAAACCAGUCAAAAGCUGCCUUUUUGUUUGAAUCCGAGUCAUUUCACAAAAUAAAGGAACCCAGCCAUUAGAGUGAUGCUUUCAAGGUAUCUAAUACCCCCAGCUAGAUUAUUUCAGUGAUCUCAAUUCUUAGUUACGUCCUUCUUCCAACCCACAAAGCUAUAUCUAAGUUAUGCCCCCCAAAACCCACAGGUCAAUCUGUCUUCGUAAGAUUUGAGCCCAAGCAUAGGAAUCUGAAGUGAACAAAGGAGCUGAUGCCUUAGUACUGUGAUUGUAGAAUGUUGCCGAAAUCCCAACGCUUCCUCUAAAAUAAAAUGAGAUUUUUUGAAUUGUUUA